Verticillium nonalfalfae is the source of this 297-nucleotide messenger RNA. RefSeq lists its product as uncharacterized. NCBI's taxonomy places the organism in Eukaryota, Fungi, Ascomycota, Sordariomycetes, Glomerellales, Plectosphaerellaceae. Bases 1 to 297 code for a protein of 98 amino acids. The transcript has 4 exons. The record is from RefSeq and is a predicted model, not a curated record.
AUGAAGUUCUCCGCUACCAUCCUGGCCGUUGCCGCCACCACUCUGGUCUCCACCGUCUCGGCUCAGUUCCCCCUGUGUGCUCUGUCUUGCUUUGAGAAGACCAUGCAGCUUCCUCAGGCGCAGACCUGCACUGAGGCCAACAUGUUCCUCUGCUUCUGCAAGAGCACGUUCCUCGCCCUCGCCUACCGUGACUGCGCCUGCAAGGAGUGCCCUUCUACCACGACGGCCGUCAGCGCCGUCCAGUAUGGUCUGGACAUUUGCACACGGCGUAGGACGAAUUGGCGAUUCUUUGUCUGA